UUUAAGUGUAUAUGGAAUGUGAGGCGCCGAAAUUAAACUUGAAGAUUUGACAGCCAACAGUCGAAAUGUUUAGCCUUUUAAGAAAGAAGAGUAAUUUAUCUCAAUCGUCACAGGUAAGCACAUCCUGUCCAUCCAUCAGCAGCCCUGGUACCACCGAAGACUCAUCAAAUGUAUCCCAGGAUUCCACAGGAUCAUCAGAAACAGAUGAAGAAGAUAUUCCCAAAGCCUCCAGAAGUCAGAGAUUGUUUGCACGGAAAUCCAUCCGUAGACAGAGAAAACGUGAAAAAGACUUUGAGAAGAAGAUUAAACACAAUAAAAUUACAAUGGAGGACUAUUUAAGUAAACAGACAGAAUUCAAAUUAUGGUUAACUGAAGAGAAACAUAAAACAAUCACAGAUAUCAAGUCACCAAAAGCGAAAUCAUAUUUUAAAUCUUUUGUUAAAUUGUGGAAUAAACGAAAACUGGCUCAGAAAUAUUAUCGAGGAACAUUGAGCUGUGAGACUCCCCCAAAUCAACAAGGCCUUAGUAAACAGAGAUUUAACUUUGUGUCAUCACUUGAUGAAUCCCCAUUCCCUAACUCUGUUAGUUUCCCCCAGACAAUUGAUCUGAGUCAUGAGGGCUCUAUUUUAUCUGACUCCCCAUUUUCAACAUUUGGUAAAACACCAGGUAGUCCAACACCCGUCAUCAAAACUCCAGGAAGUGGACAUGAUUUAUUGGAUUUAAAGAGGAAAGCUAUAUUUAACAACAUGGGUAGAGAAUCCGUUGAUCAACCCAAAUUUUCUGACCAAUCAAUUCAUACAUACAGUUCGGCAUCAGACAGUAACGGACGUAAAAAGUCUGGAUCAUCUGGGUCUGCUUCUUUGAGUUCAGAAUCAUCCGGAUCAGUGUCUGAUUCUCCAAGGUCAUCAAAAUCUUCCAAGAGUAGAAAAGAUAAGGAAGAGAACCUUUAUAAGGUAACAUUGCUGUCCUGGACAUCGAAGGGUGAACUGAAAGUACAUCCAGCUAAAAGUCCUAAUCUUCCAGACAUAGCAGAAUCUCCAGGUGUUGAUCCAGAUAUUCUUGCAAAACACAUCACGUCAACUGAAUACUCAGCAAUUGAUGAACAUAACAUGAGCAUACCAUAUAAGGAAGUAGAAGAUGCUGUCAUGGACACCAAUGAUCCAACAUAUUGUGAGGUUGAAUUGCACGAUCCCACUUAUGCUUCGCCAUACAACUCAAAUAAAUUUAUGACAAAACUGAAAACGGACAACAACGAUGAUGUUUUUAACAGCAGCAACACCAAAUCGAGCUGUGAAGAUCUUUAUGCUGUUCCUAUCAAAAAGAAAAAAUCAAGUGACCAGUCGGAAACAGUUUCUCUAACAUCCAAUGAGAGUGCAACACAGUUGGACCGGAAAGUUAGUACGAAAUCGGGAAAUCAUGUGGAGAUGGACAAACUCUCUGAUAUUGUUAGUUCUGGAUCAGAUUUUAGUUUGACGUCCGGAUCAUCCAGUGAGUCACUUAAUCAUCAUCUUAUUGUGCCUGGUCAAGAGGGUCUCAACAAAGCAUCCAGUGCACCAGAGCUAAGUACAAUAAUUGAGGGUGAUGUGACGAAGGCUGCCGAUUUCACAAACAUAACCGCCUUAAAUAUGACAACCCUUAACAACAGUUACCUAGAUACCGCUAAUAAAUCUGGUAACCGUAGUUACGUGGAUAUGGACCAAUGGAAGAAAGGUAUAAAAGCUAGGAGUGCAAGAGUUGAUGAGACUUUAAUGAACACAACAGAAGACAUCGAGGAUGUACGAAUAGAGCCUGCUGGGAGUGAAUUCCAACAUCGCUUAUCCAAAAUGGCUGACUACAGACUAGCAUCAUCAAGUACACCAGAUCCGCUGACAAGGCAACGCAAACGUAAUCCAACUGAACCAUGUCGACGGGUCAUCAGCAAACAACCAGAUAUAACACAAAGCUCAAACAUCCAGACUCCUAAAAGAACUCUUUCUGAUCCAUCUCAAGUGAGUGAGCAAAAAGAAGAAUCAUUUGGAAAAAAAACUGGAUCCAUUUUAAGAUCCUCAUUACCCACUCCCCCUCCACCUCCUCCCCGGAAUCCUAAAUAUUGUAAAUUCUCUUCAAACGGUCAAAAGAAUUCUGUUGGUACCAUUCCAAUAAUUCAAGUCGAACCUCCAACAACCCCUGAAGUAAAAUCCCCAGGUUCAGAAAGCUGGCCCACUCCACCACCAUGUCUGGAUGACGUGCUGGAAGGUCAGGAACAAGAUGAAGGUAAAAGAACUGGAGAUAUUUGGCCCACUCCUCCAACACCGUACGAUUUCGUUCGCGAUUACAAAACUACAUCCGGGACUCCAGAUCCUUGUCUACUCUGGCCAACGCCACAGCCUCCUGAUCCAAAAUCACUUGAACAUGCAGCUACACCUGACUCUGUUUUUGAAUCCUCAAAGAUGUGGCCUACUCCUCCCUCACCAUGGGAAAACAUGUCAGAAUCUCAAACCGUAUCCACUCCUUUAGUCGAGAAGACAAAUUCAGAUGAUGAAGCUCCUCAGCUUGUAACUGCAGAUUUCAUUUCCUCAAAGACUGAGCCAGUGAUCAAUAAGGUGCUGCCAGUUGAAGAAUCUCGAAUUGAGCCACAAGUGAAAAGUAUGCUAGAUGAAGAAUCUCAAAUAAGGCCACCAGUUAUGAAUCUCAUUACAAAACAAACUACUCAGAUUCUGGGAGAUCAAAGCAACAUUCUUUCAUUUGAUGAUGGGGAAAAUGUGGGAGAGAAAAACAACAUUGUUUCAAUUGAUGAUGGGGAAAAGGUGAAAAAGGAGGACGAAGUAAAAGACAAUAAGAUGAGCAACGAGAACAUCAUGGUUGAGGACAAGGAGAUUACUCGGGUUCUCGGAGAUAAAAGCAACAUUCUUUCAAUUGAUGAUGGGGAAAACUUGAAACAGGAAGACAAAAAGAUAAGCAACGAGAACAGCAAGGCUGAGGAUUUCUCUGAGGAUAAGGAAAAUGAAGGAGAUGUUAGAAAGAAUGGGAUAAACAGAAAGAAUUUGGUGGAACGUCAAAUGUCCACAGCAUCAAUAGAACGAUUCGAAACAGAUAUAGACUCAGUCAUUGACAGUCCUCAAGCCAUGGAAACAGAAACUAAGAAACGACUAGUUUUAGAGACUGUAGUAUAAAUAACGUCUAAUUGUUCUUGUAAUUCUUGUAGAAUUUAGUUACUAUAGCCUGGCUGUCAGAUUGAUUAUUUAACAUUUAAUUAAA
Patella vulgata (common limpet) is the source of this 3237-nucleotide messenger RNA. RefSeq lists its product as uncharacterized. Lineage: Eukaryota; Metazoa; Mollusca; Gastropoda; Patellidae. The transcript has 9 exons. The record is from RefSeq and is a predicted model, not a curated record. The coding region runs from base 66 to 3152 and encodes 1028 amino acids.